CCAGACGCGAAAAUGGCCAUCACUGCAACCGAGACCGCUGUCGAAAAUGUUGAGCUCACCGAUUUCGCUCAGGGGAGCAGUGAGGAGGGCCCCCGUGAGACGCAGCCAGAGGAAGGGCCAGAUGAGGGUCUGAGUAAGUUGGCUUACUUGAGGCUGGCUGCAGCAGGCGUGUCCUUCUUUGUGGCGGGAACAAACGAUGGUAGCAUUGGAGCCUUGAUACCCUAUGUCAUCCGCGAGUACAAUGUCAACACGGCAAUUGUGUCCAGCGUAUAUGGCGCCAAUUUCUUUGGCUGGCUCUUUGCAGCCUUUGCCAACACGCAUCUCUGCCAGUAUCUCAACCUCGGCGCGAUGCUUGCCCUCGGGGCGCUGUUCCAGAUCAUUGCCCAUGCUCUCAGAUCUUGGGACCCUCCGUUUGGGCUUUUCGUCGUGACGUUUUGGCUUGUGAGCAUUGGACAGGCUUUCCAAGACACGCACGCAAACUCAUAUGCCGCCGGCGUCAAAUCUUCUCACCGCUGGCUGGCAUUCAUCCACGCCAUGUAUGCGGCUGGCUGCUUGGUUGGGCCAUUCGUCUCCACCGCCGUCGCGUCAUCUGGUGAAGUUUCUAGGUGGUACUUAUAUUACACAUUUCCUUUAGGACUGGGAGUUUUCAACCUUGUCUUGACUUGCAUUGCGUUUCGAGACACCCUUGGAUUUGUGCGCAAGACUGUCACAAGCGACAACCACGAGAGCCCAGACGUUGAUCAAAGCACUGAAGCAACAUCGCGAAACACGAAUGCGACUCAACUUAUCAAACAGACUGUCAGCACGCCGAGCGUAUGGCUGCUAAGUCUCUUCUUCUUCUUCUACCUCGGCUCAGUUCUCACGGCCAGCGGCUGGGUUGUCGAGUACCUCGUCAAGGCAAGGGGUGGGGAGCUAUCCCAGGUAGGCUUCGUCCCUGCUGGAUUCAACGGCGGCACUCUGCUUGGACGGUUGCUGCUGGCAGAGCCGACGCAUAGAUAUGGUGAGCGUCGAGUGAUAUUCGGCUAUAUUGUUGCAGCGUUUGCCUUUCAACUAAUCUUCUGGUUGGUGCCAAACAUCAUUGCAGCUUCCAUCGCGGUCAGCUUCAUGGGCGUUUUUACUGGGCCGCUCUUCGCAAGCGGUAUGAGUCUCGCAACAAAGUUAUUUCCGCCAGCUAUUCGCGCAACCGCGCUGCCAUUCGUCUUCGUUUUUGCUCAGAUGGGAGGCUCUGCCUUCCCUAUCAUAACUGGAGUGGUAUCUGCCAAUGCCGGCGUCAAGGUGCUGCAGCCAAUCCUGGUUGCUCUACUUGCCACUACAGCCGUAACAUGGCUGUUGGUUCCAUCGCCAAAGGCAACGCCAAAUGCCGCCCUGCAUCAAGAGUGA
This is a messenger RNA of Trichoderma atroviride IMI 206040, 1380 nucleotides long. The record is from RefSeq and is a predicted model, not a curated record. Lineage: Eukaryota; Fungi; Ascomycota; Sordariomycetes; Hypocreales; Hypocreaceae.